AUGUAUCAUUACUCCCCCGACCCUUCCGAGGAGGCGUAUGUAAGCGCCAGAAUGCGCCUUCUCGAGGACAAAACCUUGGAAGAAUUGAUGCACCAGCCAGACUGGCCCAUCGGUAACCUGGCUGAACGUCGGAAGCCUUCCCGUGCCGGCGUUGCUCGAAUUGACAAUAUUUCCUACUCACUCACUCGUCCAGAAGUGAUCCAGAUGUUUGGGCGAAAUGGUCAUCUGAUCCCGGAGUCUCAGUGUCCAGUUCAUAUUAUCAUGGAACGCUCUACAGGAAAGACUAUGUGUUGCUUUGUGGAAUUUGAGGACCAUGAGAGUGCUCAGGCUGCAGUGGACCGCUUGAACGCUACGACUGUGACUCAAAGCGGCCCUCGUAUGGGGAAUCGCCACAUUGAUGUAACCAUGAGCAGCCAGCAAGAGCUGAUGCAGGCUCUGUUCCCGAGGGCCAAGUGCGUCGACUGGGUAGGCGAUCGCUUGGUUGCCCGUGACAAGCGUCCGACCGAGUGGUGGUCGACUGGCUUUGAUGGAUUCAUUACAGAUGAGGAGUUGUUCUGUGUGAUUCGGCACGCAAAAGAGCCGCACCGAUUCCCAUGGUAUGCCACUAGCAUGUACACGGUGCAUGCUCGUAAUCAGCUGUUCGACGCCCUGCUGGUGAUGGUGGAGCUCCUGUAUCAUCGCAUUCGCAAUUCUCGUACCGUCGGCUUGGACUACCGCUUAGUUUCCGAAAUGAUGCAGACCGGUCUCCGAUGCCCUGGCUUCAACCCUCGCAUGAAGUUUGCAAUCAUCGAAGCUGGCAGAGAUCACCUCACCAUGCAACGUAUGUCGCGUGAUGCCCUCUCGCUCUUUCCAUUCGAUACUCUGACCUGGUUGGCUCCCUACGACGUUGCUUCCUUGACGUUUUAUGGAUCACUGAUGAGCCGUGGCCGUGCGUCUCAAACUGAGAAACAAGGGUUGGAAAAUCGCCACACUAAUCCCAAUUGGAUCCGGCCCUACGGUCAGCAGCUCUUUGUCUGGGGCGAAGAAGCCGCAAAGAGGAAAACUUUUGCUGAGGCAAUUGCCUAUGAGCUGGGAGUUUUCCGUUCCAUCAUCAUCGCUGGCCACAGAAACAACGGUCAUCACUCCCGUGUCUCCUCCAUCGGAACUGCGCCGCCCAGCAGCCCUACAUGUCCUGUACGCUCAUCUUCGGUCGUGCCGCACACUGCGUCGAACACCCCACGACCUGGCAAUACUGGAGCUUUGAACACGCAUAAUUCCUCCGGAUUUAUUGUCGCCGAUGAUUUUCUUCCUCCUUACCACACGUCUAGCCAGAGCUGGCACCCUUCAAUUGCUACUUCCGCUGAGAAUAAUGCCCAGACCCGUUCCUCGUCGAAUAUUCGGCAAUCCCGAGCCCACCGCACAUACGGCAGAAACCGUAUUUAG
This is a messenger RNA of Penicillium maclennaniae, 1422 nucleotides long. RefSeq lists its product as uncharacterized. Lineage: Eukaryota; Fungi; Ascomycota; Eurotiomycetes; Eurotiales; Aspergillaceae. The record is from RefSeq and is a predicted model, not a curated record. The transcript is spliced from 4 exons. Gene Ontology annotation, molecular function: RNA binding. The coding region runs from base 1 to 1422 and encodes 473 amino acids.